Messenger RNA from Aspergillus caelatus, 2184 nucleotides. Its product is annotated as Zn(II)2Cys6 transcription factor. Bases 1 to 2136 code for a protein of 711 amino acids. Gene Ontology annotation, molecular function: zinc ion binding; DNA-binding transcription factor activity, RNA polymerase II-specific; DNA binding. The record is from RefSeq and is a predicted model, not a curated record. Gene Ontology annotation, biological process: DNA-templated transcription; regulation of DNA-templated transcription. The transcript is spliced from 7 exons. Lineage: Eukaryota; Fungi; Ascomycota; Eurotiomycetes; Eurotiales; Aspergillaceae.
AUGGAGAAGAUCCUUGGUGAUCCCCCGAACAGACGUGCAGUCAACGCCUGCCUACGAUGUCGUCAACACAAGAUAAAGUGUACUGGCGAGCAUCCAUGUAGGAAUUGCAAGCGCAGGAAAGCAAAGUGCAUAUUCGAGGGCGACGAAAAUAAGAUCCAGAUUACGAAGAAGCACCUGGCGGAAUUGAGACGCAGGACGGCGGAGCUCGAGAGAGAGAACCGAGACUUGCAGCAACGCUUGGCGAGCAGUUCUAGAAAGACCCCGGUAAUGGAUUCCGUGGACCACAGCGGCGGCCUGGUGGAUGGACAGGCAAAUACCUGCAAUGGUUAUGUGUCCCCGAUCUCCAGAUCUGGGUUGGAAGGUCCAGCAAUACUCAACCCAUUUUCUACGGGGCCGCCCAAAUACGUGCGAGAUUUGGCAGGCAAUCCACAUUACUUGGGACACACAUCAAAUUGGUCCUUGACAAUCCGCCUCCUUCAUCUCACCAACCAAGCCUGUCGUAGCUGUCCCUUUCCCAGUGCGGCUCAGCACACAGAUGCCACAACAUAUGAUUUAGGAUGGAGUGGCCUGCGGACAACUGUCAUUCCGGAUAUGAGAGAGCUUCCUUCGCUGGAUUACGCUCUCUUCCUGACCAACGCCGUGAAGUUCCAUACUGGCCAGAUAUUCCAUCUUUUCGAUGAAUCGGCCUUCCUAGAUCAGUUGCACCACUUCUACGAGAAUCCAGCCGAGAAGGUUCACACAACGGGUGUAUGGUUUAUCCACUUCAGCGUCAUAAUGGCUCUCGGGAAAGCUUUCACUGGAACAAAACGUCGCGGCAGGGUCCCACCAGGGGCCAAUCUAUUCAUGAUGGCUUUCAUGAUGCUCCCAGAUUACUGUUACUUAUGGAGAGAUCCGAGUACAUCGGCGGAGUUGUUUUGCUCAAUGGCCUUGUACCUACAGUCCAUUGAUUGGAGAACUCCUGCGUAUGACAUGAUUGGAAGAGCGUUGCGAAUGCUACUAGUCCAUGGGUACCAUACCAACAUCCCCUCGGGAACAUUGGAUGAACGCGAAACCCAACGGUCUCGGAAUGUGUGGUGGACGGUUUUCAUCCUUGAGCGUCAGUUUACAGUUCUGAUGGGGGUGCCACUGGGGAUCAACGACGACGAGAUCAGUACGCCGCUACCCGCGUAUCCAGACUCUCACCCCACGAGUACCACGAUGACUAUGCAUGUCAAGUUAUCUCAGGCAUUUGGUCAAGUGAUGGAUACUCUCUAUCGGAAGGACCGCCAGAUGGAUUCUAAUUUGGUCAGGAGCACACAAAGAGUGCUUCGAAGUGUUGCGAAUGUUGCCCCAGAGCUCGCCAGCUAUUUCCCAGUGCCCGAGAAGGGAUCAGUGAACGGCAUUUCACGUGUUUCGGGAUAUCUGAAUAUUCUGUACCAACAGUGUAUCAUGUUGGCAACUCGCCCAUUUCUUUUCAGCCUCCUCGAAAAGCAACUUGAGUGUGCAGAUAUUGCGACGCCGAUUCCGGCGGCUAUGAAGCUACUCUUGCAAAUGUGUCUCGAAUCUGCAAAGAGAACAAUUGAUAUACUGCGUGCCUUUCAAGACCAGAGCUUACUUGAGAUAUUUCUACCAUUCGAUCUGGAUAGCGCUGUCUCUGCUGGCCUGGUGAUAUAUAUGGCCACCCUUGCAAACUUCAACUCAACCGAGGACUACUCGUAUCUGCGAGAUACGCUAUUUGACAUACUAGACCAUUUUAUUAGCGAGGGAAACCUCGUCGCUGUGGAUCACAAGAUGGCACUGCAACAGUUAGAAAAAUUCUUAACGGAUUCGCACGCACCAAUGAACGAUGGCAACCAUUGGCUUCAGCUUGCAGAUGCCGAAAUCAUGGCGCGAGAACACUUGAGCUGUAGUGAGAUAAUUUGUACAAAUGGAGCUGUUCAGUCCGAUGGAGCUGCCUCAGGCAUUGAGGGUGUGAAUGCAGGUAUGAUGGCCGGUUCUUCGGGGCUAGUGGAUCCACAUGAAUGGGAACAAGAGUUGAUCCCAGCACAGCUGAUGACGGUAGUAGAUAUGUUGGACGGGUGUAGUGUGCUGAACUGGGCGACAUUUCCAGAUAGUCCCAGUACACUGGAUGGGCAAGAGGACGGCAUCAAUUAUUGAGUUAGGUUGAAUACGUUACGUGGCAAUUGAAGUCUGCUGCUAAUGUAC